Messenger RNA from Seriola dumerili (greater amberjack), 3245 nucleotides. Its product is annotated as ADP-ribosylation factor-binding protein GGA1-like. Gene Ontology annotation, molecular function: ubiquitin binding; phosphatidylinositol binding; small GTPase binding. Gene Ontology annotation, cellular component: trans-Golgi network. NCBI's taxonomy places the organism in Eukaryota, Metazoa, Chordata, Actinopteri, Carangiformes, Carangidae. The transcript is spliced from 17 exons. Bases 10 to 1986 code for a protein of 658 amino acids. The record is from RefSeq and is a predicted model, not a curated record. Gene Ontology annotation, biological process: vesicle-mediated transport; intracellular protein transport.
CUCGCAGUGAUGGCUGCACCGCCCGAUGCGGAGAGUUUGGAGUCUCGUAUUAACAGAGCCACAAACCCACUCAACAGAGACACAGACUGGAGCAGCAUCCAUGCCUUCUGUGACCAGCUCAACAAUGAUCUGGAGGGUCCUCAGCUGGCCACCAGGCUCCUGGCCCACAAGAUCCAGUCUCCCCAGGAGUGGGAGGCCAUGCAAGCCCUGCUGGUUUUGGAGACGUGUAUGAAAAAUUGCGGGAAAAGGUUUCAUAAUGAAGUGGGCAAAUUCCGUUUUCUUAAUGAACUCAUCAAAGUAGUUUCUCCAAAGUACCUGGGCUCACGGUCACCAGAGCCAGUAAAAAAGAAGGUUUUGGAGUUGAUCUAUAGCUGGACUUUGGGGUUACCUGAUGAGGCCAAGAUCUCAGAUGCUUAUCAGAUGCUGAAAAAACAAGGUAUUAUCAAACAAGACCCAGAGCUGCCACCGGACAAACUACUGAACCUUCCUCCACCCAGACCCAAGAAUGCCAUCUUUGAGGACGAGGAGAAGUCCAAAAUGCUGUCUCGCCUGUUGAACAGCUCGCACCCCGAGGACCUGAAGGCCGCCAACAAACUCAUCAAGGAAAUGGUCCAAGAGGACCAGAGGCGGGCAGAGAAGGUGUCGAAGCGGGUGAACGCCAUUCAGGAGGUGAACGAGAGCGUCGCUCUGCUGACUCAGCUCCUGCAGGACUAUGACAGCACAGCCAGCGAUCAGAGCAACGCUGAACUCAUACAGGACCUGUACCAGCGCUGUGAGAAAAUGAGACCUACACUGUUCAGACUGGCCAGUGACACAGAGGACAACGAUGAGGCUCUGGCGGAGAUCCUGCAGGCCAACGACAGCUUGACUACGGUCAUCAACCUCUACAAACAGCAGGUGAAGGGGGAGAUAGUGAACGGCAACAACACAUUAAACGCACAGAAACAAACAGGAGGGACAGCACUGCUAGAUCUGUCGGGAUUGGACACGUCACCCCAGUCGCCACCAUCCUUCCCAGAAUUUCCCACUCCGACAGACAGCCUGAACGCCCCCUCACAGGAGAUGGGGAUAAGUCUCCUUGACGACGAGCUGAUGUCACUCGGUUUAAGUGAAGGAACGCACACCUCCAACCCCCCCUCACAGCCUGAGGACUCCACAGCCUGGGACUCCUUCCAGUCCUCUGACAGCAUAGACGCAGACCCCCCCGCAGCACCCAGUCUCCUCCUGAGUCCAGACCCACCCUCCCACUCUCAGCCCCUUUCCUCUGGCUCCACCCCGGGGAACUCGGCCCUGGACGAGCUGGACCUGCUGGGGAAGACGCUGCUGCAGCAGUCCCUGCCUCCAGAGGGCCUGCAGGUCAAAUGGGACAAGCAACAGUCCAAACCAACUCUGAGAGAUCUCCAGAGCAAGUCUGGGGCCCACGUUUCCCUAAACCCCAUCCCAACUUUUACCUCUGAACAUCCUGCGCCUCAACUCAACUCUCAGCCCGGCCUCGGAGCUACGUUGCUGGAUAUGUCCCCGACUCACACGGAGACUCCUGCUGCUGAAAUCUCCCUGACUGAUGUUUUUGUACCGCUAGAAUCCAUUAAGCCCAGUAGUCUGUUACCUGUGACUGUGUUUGACGGACACAGUCUGCGCGUUCUCUUUCACUUUGCUCGCGACUCGCCUCCGUCUCGCCCUGAUGUGCUGGUGGUGAUCAUCUCCAUGCUGUCCUCGGCCCCCGUCCCUGUCACCAACAUAAACUUCGAGACUACAGCUCCAAAGUCUAUGGCAGCGAAGCUACAGCCCCCAUCAGGAACGGAGCUCCCAGCUUUCAACCCCAUCCUUCCUCCUGCUGCUGUCACACAGAUCCUGCUGCUGGCAAACCCAAACAAGGAGAAAGUGCAGCUCCAGUACAGACUAACCUUCACCAUGGGAGAGCAGGAACACACCGAGAGCGGCAGUCUAGAACAGUUUCCUACUCCGGAGACGUGGGGGAACCUAUAGCAUUUAAACACAACCACAACCAGACAGACUCUCUGCUUUCAGACACAGCUUCCUCCUAAACCAACUCAACACUCUGCAUAAGCCCGUUUUCCUUUGUAAUUACAUUGUACUUUCUUUGAUUGGUAUUGAUUGUUUUCCCUGGAUUACAGCUCAUGCUCAGUCAGUGUAAUGUGCGUAUGCUUUGCUCUAAAUGAGUCAUGUAUGUCUAGGUCUAGUCUGCUGUAUGUGGCUGCUUUAAAAACAAACCUGCAACUGCUUCCUCAAAGUUGUUGCAGUCUUGUCAUCUUUUUAAACAAACAGUGCUUCGAAGGAGGAAAACUACCAACAGUGUGGGUAUUUGCUCAUUUGGUGUGCUUUGUUUUUGUUGGGUUUUUCUUUUUGCAGCUCGGGCACAAAGUCAAUUUAAAUCCAUGAUCAGUUGCGUUUACCUUCACCUCUGCAUGCUCUGCCAACACGGGACACAAUGCUUGCAAAAUCCAGCACACUAGGAGGGAAAGAACACGAACAUGAACAUUACAUAGACACAGGCCACAUUAGUUUGCAAAACAAAGCUCUACUUAAUCAACUUUCUGUGGCAUCUGUUCAUUUUGUGAUGAGUGAAUUUCACUUAUUUCUUUGACAAUGACUGAGUCCACUUCUUGAUUUGCAGAGAAUGAUUUUUUUGAUGGUAGUUUCCCUGUUUUUCCCUCAUCUUCCGUAAAGAGCAAGAAUUACUGUAACAUCAGAGUUGUGUAUUAUCUGCCAUAUGUGCCUAUUUUGCAGUUCUAACUUUAUUUGAAUUUUAGUGCAAUUUUGGAUGGAUUUAUUUUUCUCAUAUUACAUGUCAGUCAUAUUAGGUCUGCAGAUUGUCUGAGAUGCACAUCAGCUACAUCAUAACCUUAAAUUCUUAAUAUAUUCAGUAGGAUGAGUUACAUUUUUCUUUAGCUUGUGAUUUAAGUGAAUAUUUUAGCAUUUAUUGGGUAAAACUGAUUAUCAUGCACUUGAGCAUAUGCAAACUGAGCGGCACGCUGGUGCUCGAGCACAGUGUCCGUCUCAAACAUGUCCAACUUGUUUCAACAGUCUGCGAUGCAUGUCAGCCACGCUGAACACUUCCUCCUCCCCACAGGCUCUCAGUCACAUUCCACUGCACUAAUCUCCAAUACAACUGCUCUGUAAAUACCAAUGAUGGCAGUUCUGUUGUGUACAUUUGACUUGUGCAAUGUGCAUGAGCAUAACACUGGUAAAAUAUUCCAAAUGGGUAAUAAAGGUUUUUUUUUUCU